CCCGGGUCGGUGCGCACAGCCGCGGUCUGCACUCCUCGGGUCGCCGCGGGGUCGGGUUUCCCCCUCCUGCCCGGGCUCGAACACGUGCCUCCUCUUUCGCCUUCCCAGGCGUCCGAGCGGCAGGGUCCCCGCGGGUUCCCGCAAGUUCGGGGACCCCGCGAGUCCGGGUCCUCGCGAGUCCCGGGUCCGAGCGGUCUGGGGGCGGCGGCCGGCUGCUCCAGCGGCUCCCGGGGCGCCCGGGCCAGACGGGCGCGGAGAGCAGGAGAGGGGGGCCUUCCUGCGGGACGAUGAGGAAGCCCGACGGGAAGAUCGUGCUUCUGGGGGACAUGAACGUGGGCAAGACGUCGCUGCUGCAGAGGUACAUGGAGCGGCGCUUCGCGGACACGGUCAGCACGGUGGGCGGUGCUUUCUACCUGAAGCAGUGGCGCUCCUACCACAUCUCCAUCUGGGACACGGCAGGGCGGGAGCAGUUCCACGGCCUGGGCUCCAUGUACUGCCGCGGAGCCACCGCCGUCAUCCUCACCUACGACGUCAGCCACCCGCAGAGUCUGCUGCAGCUGGAGGACCGGUUCCUGGGCCUGACGGACACGGCCAGCUCCGACUGCCUCUUUGCCAUCGUGGGGAACAAGGUGGACCUCGUCGAGGAGCCGGCCGCAGAGCGCCCGGGGCAGGACGGCCAGGGCCCCGGGGCGGCCGGGGGUGGCGGCGGAGCGCCCAGGGCGCCCCAGCAGGUGCGGCCGGAGGACGCGGUGGCCUUGUACAAGAAGAUCCUCAAGUACAGGAUGCUGGACGAGAAGGACGCGCCGGCGGCCGAGCGGAUGUGCUUCGAGACCAGCGCCAAAACCGGGCACCACGUGGACCUGCUGUUCGAAACGCUGUUCGACAUGGUGGUGCCCGUGAUCUCGCGGCAGAGAGCCCAGGAGCCGCCGCAGACCGUGGACAUCACCAGUUAUGACACGCCCGGACGGACCAGGUCCGGGUGCUGUGCCUGACGCACCGAGGCCCCGAGCCCCAGUGUGCACGAUCGGCCAGGGAGUGACCAGCGCAGGUGGGGGGCGGGGGGCCGUUGUGGGAAGUCCAGGGGUUUCGUCGUGCGGAGGAGGAGGAGGACCCGGUGGUUUCGAGGCCCCUGGGGACGGUCACUGUGCCGGGAGUGGGGACAAGUGAAUCCCCUGCUGAAAGCACGCUUUGGAGCCAGGACGCCCAGAGACCGCCGUCCAGGGCUGCCCCUUGCCUAAAAACCCGGCCUCACCGGAGGCCGUGGCCGGGCUCUCGAGGCACCCGGUGUGGCCCCUGCACCACUUUUGUGUUAUUCUCAGACUUUGGUGUCUCCUGGGUCCUACUGUUUGGCACUGGUGUCCUGCGGCAUCACGGCGAUUCUGGACUCGAGGACGGCUACGAAGUCGGGAAUUCCUGCCUCGAUACGGGUGCCACCGUACGAGCUACACGUAUUAUUAAAACGGGUGAUCAGAAGAC
This is a messenger RNA of Hyaena hyaena (striped hyena), 1476 nucleotides long. RefSeq names its product RAB20, member RAS oncogene family (gene RAB20). The record is from RefSeq and is a predicted model, not a curated record. The transcript is spliced from 2 exons. Gene Ontology annotation, cellular component: endomembrane system. NCBI's taxonomy places the organism in Eukaryota, Metazoa, Chordata, Mammalia, Carnivora, Hyaenidae. Bases 288 to 992 code for a protein of 234 amino acids. Gene Ontology annotation, biological process: intracellular protein transport. Gene Ontology annotation, molecular function: GTPase activity; GTP binding.